This is a messenger RNA of Hydractinia symbiolongicarpus, 1858 nucleotides long. RefSeq names its product transport and Golgi organization 2 homolog. NCBI's taxonomy places the organism in Eukaryota, Metazoa, Cnidaria, Hydrozoa, Anthoathecata, Hydractiniidae. Gene Ontology annotation, cellular component: Golgi apparatus. Gene Ontology annotation, biological process: protein secretion; Golgi organization. The record is from RefSeq and is a predicted model, not a curated record. Bases 16 to 864 code for a protein of 282 amino acids. The transcript is spliced from 5 exons.
GCAUUUUUUAAGAAGAUGUGUAUAAUUUUUUUGUGGAGACAAGAAGAUAACAGAGAGUUAUUGUGUAAUUACAAGUUUAUAUUGGCAGCUAAUCGCGACGAAUGGCUUUACAGACCUACUAAACCGGCUCAUUUCUGGACGGAAGAACCAAAUGUAAUCGGAGGACUGGACCAAUUAGUUGGAUAUGAAGGAGGGACUUGGCUUGGUAUGACAAAAACUGGUAAAUUUGGAUGUCUCACUAACAUUCAUAAUAACAAUACCAUAACAACUGCUAAAGGAUAUGCUAGAGGAAUGCUUGUGUCUACUUAUUUGAAAAGUAAAGUUGACACCAAUACAUACGUAAACUCCAUCCAAGAUGUCAAAUUUAAAUAUAAGCCGUUUAAUUUAAUUCUUGGAAACAUUCUUGGAGAUAUGAUGUACUUAAACAAUGUCAAUCAGCAAGCACCUGUUGUUUUAAAGCCAGGUUACAAUUGCAUUGGUAAUUCAGUUAUGGGUUACCAAAACUUAAAAGAAACGAAAGGAAAACAAAACUUUGAAACCGCUAUCAAAAAGUCGACAUCUAAAGAAACGCUGAUGGAAAAUUUGCUUGCAUGUUUGGAUGAUAGCCCAAGACAUAUUCCAGAAGCUUCCAUCAAAGAAUGUAAUCAAGAAAAUGAAUACCUAAGCUCUGUGUUUAUGCCUGAAACGUUUAUACCUGAAUUUGGCAUAUGUGGAACUCGGACUAAUACAAUCAUUCUUGUUGAUAAAUAUAACCACGUGACGUUUUUUGAAAGAACAAUGACUAACCCGCAACAGCGUAACAAUGGGUGGCACACUAGUAUCUAUGAAUUUGAAAUAGCAGCAUUGCACACAUGCAUUUUUUGAAUUAAAUGCAAAGUUUUUAAAGAUGGUGAAAAUGAUAUUCAAUUAAAAUUUUUUAAUGAAAAUUUUUGUCUAAUUUCAAUUUUUGGAACAAAUAUUUCAAGGUGAUGAAAAUGAUAUCAAAUUUUUUUAACGAAAUUUUACAUUUCUUGUGUAACCAGAAUUUUUUUAAAGAAAUUCUAAAAAUAUAAGAGUAAUUUUUGUUCAUUUUUUAGAUUCUUUUCUUAAUAUAAAGACAAAUUUUGCCAUAUGUAACCCUUUUUGUUUUUAAAAUAUCUUUUUCUCAAUAUUGUUAUGCACGAGGUGGCAUUUACAAUUAGGUUUAAGGAUAAAAUGGCUAUCGUAUCGAUUCAAAAGGUUUUUAACUUAACUAUGUAAAUAUGUUUUUUAUAACUAAAUGAUGAAGAAUUUUGAAUUUUACAUUCAUAAAAAUUUUAAAAAUGCACAAAAUCUUUCAAUGAAUAAAAAUGGCGAAAUAGUCGGAAAUAGUUCAUAUCUAAUUUUGUCAAAUCGGCUAGAUUAUUGGCGAUACUGGCAAAACUGAUACAAAAAUUAAAUUUUUUAUAAUUUUUAUUUUAUUAACAUUUGCUUAAUCUUAUAACAUAAGUCCAGCUCAAAACAAUUCAAAACAUCAUUUUCACCAUCUUUAAAAACUUUGCAUUUAAUUCAAAAAAUGCAUGUGUGCAAUGCUUCUACUAUAAAAUAUGUCAAGAUUUUGUCCUUUUAACAAUGUUAUUAUUUAUUGGCUUUAACCUAUUAUUUAACAUUAUUUAUUUCCAUGCUUAUUUUUCUAAUUACUGACAUCUAUAUUAUAAUGCCCGUAUACGUCUGUCCGUCCGUCCGUCUGUCUGUCACGCAAAAUGGUAGCUUUGCUGCAACGGGCGAACCCGUGGAGUUUUCUACGGGCUAACGACUAGUUUAUAUAUAUUUUAAUUGUAUAUUACUCAUAAUGCAGCACAAGUUAACAAUAGAUUAGUAUUUAAUUCCGCAUCCGGGA